GAUGAGGAUGAGGAUGAGGAGAGUCACCAUUCUUCUUCCUCUGAUACUCUGACGUGUAGUUUUGCAGAGGAUUUGGAAGAAAUGCUCAACCAAAUUGAGGAUUUGAAAGAAAAUAUGGAACAGAUGGAUUCCAACCCGAAAUCUGCUGACAUCAGCCUUUUAUCAGUGAAAUCUGGGUCUGACGGCAACCCCUGUUUCAAAAACACUGAAACAGAAAAUCUGGACUUCAAAGACGACGUCUCCAGAGGCUUUAGUCCUAAAACUGCUGAUGCUCCACAAACUGCAACAGCCUCAGUUACUGAAGUCCCAUUUGACAACGCUGCUCCAGACUCACACGCUCCGUCUACAACAGCUGAACUUCUCAGCAUUUGUCCUCAUGUGGACGUCCGUGCAGGAGACACUCGUCUGAUUCCAUUCAGACCUAAAACUCCCAUCAUGGCCGACGGGUCGUCAGAGGAAUCAAGACAGAUGCUCAACCUCCUGGAUGAACUUGAACAAAGUGAGAUCUUUCCAACGCUGAAGGCCGUAAAGGAUACUCCCAGUUUGGAGUUUUUUCAUGGUGGAUGUCUGAGGCGGCGUGCAGGGCGUGGAACUGAGAUUCAACAGGCUGCCCGUGCCUUGCUUCAGGGAGCGGCUCGCCUCCUGGACCUGAGGGAAGGUUUCUUUGUAGAAAAACCGGUUACCAACCACAGCAAGCUUAAGGCGGUCAGCUCCAGACACAAGAAGCUCCUUCAGGUCUUCAGCUGCCAGUUAUCGUUUGCUCAGCAUUUGUUUCAGCGUGAACCGAAAACCCUCGAGGGUCAAGAGGAUGAAAGGGUGCAGCUGGAGACUAGGUACAAAGCCCUGCUGCAGCCGGCGCUCCAGCAGGACGCGUCUUCUCAAAUGCUGCUUCAGGAGUGUUGGGAGGAAUGCUGUGCUCGGCUGGGUGAGGCUCUGGAUGAGGCCGGAGGCGGCGGCAGGGAGCUGGAGGGAGACGGCGAGGAGGAGGAGGAGGAAGUGCAGCGCAGGCUCGAUGCCUGCGAGCAGACUCUCCACCGACUGCAGGACAGCAGAGCCGUGUUGGGUCUGCUUCUGGAUCUGGAGACCCUCCUGCAGGCUGAUCCCACGUCUGCAGCAUCAGUCCGGCCAGCAGGAGGCGUCCUGGAGCUGCGGUGGAGGAGCGCCUGCAGGAAAGCAGAGCGAGAGGUGCAAUGCUGCAGAAAGAUCAGGGACGGCAGGGUCAGAUUCCAGACUGGCUUGGACUCGCUCUCCGACCGGCAGCAGGAAGCCAGCGAGCGGAUGAAGGCUCUGGCGGCUCUGGCAGGCCCCUCCCAUCAGGAUCCAGACUUUGUUCAGAGCAGCUUGUUGAAGCUGUUGGAUUUCUCCAUGGAGAUGGAGGCCGUGUCCACUCUCAGGGCGUCUGUGUCGCAGGACGCCGGCCACCUGAAGCACGCCGACGCCAGGAGACUCCACCUCAACGAGCUGGAGGUCGGCUGGAGCCAGAUGACCUCUGACCUCUCCAUGAUGCAAGAGCAUUUGUUACAGCUGGCUGUGUGGCCCCCCCUGAACCUGCUGUCUGGAAUGGAGGAUCGGCGGAAGUCAAUGGAGGUCCAACUUCACCAGAAGAAGGAACGUCUCCAUAAAACCCAAAAUGCAGCUGAAGUCACUGAAAUCCUGCAGCAAUAUCAGGGGUUGAAGGCGGCUGCAGCACGGGUUGUAUUUCUCCUGGACUUCCUGUCCCAACCAGAGUCUGGGAUUAUGGGAACAGACCUCCAGGCUCUCUUCUCAGAGCGUAUGGCGUUCGCUGAGGAGUUUGGCGCCAUCAGAUUUCGGUGGCUCCUCUUUCAGACGGAGCUGAAGACUCAGACUUGUGAAGCGGAACAGCUCCGCCGUACCUGUGCCGAGCGGGAGCGGCACCUGCAGGGCCUUUGCAGCUGGAUCCAGCUGCAGGAGGAGCAGCUGGAUCAAGUGAAGCGGAGCGGCAGCCAAAGUCUCACUCAGAAAGCUCUUCUGGAGUGGGAGGAGAAGGAGAAAGAGGUUUCUGCAGCUCUGCAGGGGAUGAAGAUCAGGAAAGAGUCUGAUGACCUGGAAGAAAAGCACCUGAGUGACGUCGUCUUCUCUGAUCAAGUGGAGAGCGUCACCCAUGCUUUUGAGGAGCUUUGCAGUCAGGUAGAAGCUCUGAGGUGGGUUCUUCAAAGAACCACAGAGGACUGGGCUCUCUUCCAGAAUCAUCUGCAGGAUGUGACCCUGCUGGCCUGUAGGCUGCGCUUUUCCCUGCAGCUCCAGCGCGCUCCUGUCUUCUCGCUGAAGCAGGCCGAGGAGGAGUCAGACCUCCUCCAGGAUCUGCAGGUGAAGGCCAUGGAAUGGGGGGGGCUCUGGGCGGCUGUGGACAAAUCCUAUCAGAGGCUUGCGGCGAGCCGGCCUCCUGCAGCCACACAGGUACUCAGCCAUUCGCUGGAGGCCGAACCAAAGCGUUGGAAGGACGUGGUGCAGGAGAUACAGGACAAGUACCUAAAGACCAGGAGGAUGAUUUCUCUGUGGCAGAAGUACAGUCAAGUCUCUGACAGCUGCUUUUCUCACCUGCAACUCCUGUGGCACGAGUGGGACAGAGCUUCCUCAAACCAACAAAACCCCGAAGCCUCGGUUUGUCUGUUGGAGAGUGCUGCUAAUGAGCUGCAAAGCACUGUGGGAGAUGUUCUGAUGGCGUCAAAGCCUCUCCUUGAUUGGUUAGACCCAUGUGCCGCAAACUUGAUCCAUUCAGAAACCAGGCUUCUGUCGCGUGACGUUUUGCUGCUGAAGCAGGCGGUCUUGGCACAAAAGAGGAGCCUCGAGAUCCACUUGCAGCAGCAGAACCUGUUCCAGGCUCAGCUGGAGGCUUUGGAGAAGCAGAUGCAGAACCUGGUCCAUAAAGUCCAAACUCCUGUUAAUGACACAGAUUCUGCAAAGGAACUUCUGCAGGAGCUUAGUGCUUUGCUUCCAUCGUUGGUGGAAAUCAAGGAGACAAGUCAAGAUGUUGUCCUGAAUAACCAGGAGAGGCUGCAGGAGCUCUGCAGGAGGUGGAGGGACAGCAUGACCCAGGCCUCACACCUGUACAGGAGGCUGCAUGAAGAGCUGCAGCGAUCCAGGAGCUUUGAGGAGAACCUUAAGAACCUAAAAUCCAUCCAGGAGGAGCUGGAACGGGAGACUCUGUGCAUGAAGACUACAACGUCCAUGACCCUCCAGGAGAUGCUGGUCGCCCAGCAGCAGCUUCAGGCUGAGAUCAGUGUUGGACAUCAGCUCCUGCAGGAUCUUCUCUGUCAUAACGUCCAGCCUGCAGGGAAAUCAGAAGACAGAUCUGAACUUGUCACCUCUGUGAAGAAGAGCUGGCUCACCUCCGUGUUGGGAAAUGAACAGAACUGGACAUCCAUAAAGCAAUGCCUGCAUCAGUGGAAGGUUUAUCAGUGUGGCACAGCACUUCUGCAGAGGCUCUUUGAGACCCUGGAGGCUGUCCUGCCUCUAACGGGACUGUCUCUGUACUCAUUAGAACAGCUGCAAAGCUGCACGAAUCUUCUCCAAUGUGUUGAGAAGUCUGUGGGUCAACAUAUUGCUGUAUACACUCAGACUGUGGGGGCUGCAGACCAUUUGCUGGAAAUCAUUCCUGAGUGGGAGGGUCGGACUCGACUGAAGGCGGAGCUUCAGGAAACAAAGGAGAUGUGGCAAAAAACCACAUUACUCUUGAGGAGAAACCAGGAACUGGUUGAUACCGCCAUCCAGAUGUGGGCCCAGUGUCAGGAUGGGAUAACCGAGGUCGAAUCUGAACUGGACAACGUGAAGCAACGUCUGGCUGAAAAUUUUGAAGAAUUUAAGGAGACAGGGGUUAUCCAGGAGAUGGAGCUGUGCCUGCAGCGUUCCUCCGCCGGGCUGAGGGAAUCGGCCUCCAUCAGGACCCGCCUGUCCCAGCACGUCGCAGCCAGCGACGCCGCCGUGCUGGAGCAGCAGCUGGAGCAACUCCACGCCCAAUGGGAAGAGCUGUGUGUGAAGGUUUCUUUGCGCAAACAAGAAAUCGCUGACCGUCUUAAUGCUUGGACCAUUUUCAAUGACAAGAACAGGGAGUUUAGUGAUUGGCUGACUCAGAUGGAGAAGAAGAUCUACCACACAGGAGAUCUGAGCAUUGAGGAGAUGGUGGAGAAACUGAAGAAGGACUGCAUGGAGGAAAUGAACCUGUUCAGUGAGAACAAGAGCCACCUGAAGCAGCUAGGGGAGCAGCUGCUGCUGGCCAGCGACGAGGCCAAGCAGACCCAGGUCCGUGGGUCGCUGCAGGAGGUCAAUCAGCGGUGGAACGACCUCUUUCACCACAUCGGAGCCAGAGUGAAGAAGCUGAAGGAGACUCUGGUGACGGUGGAGCAGCUGGACAAGAACAUGAGUAACCUCCGCUCGUGGCUUUCCCGCGUGGAGGCGGAGCUAUCCAGACCCAUCACCUACAGCGUCUGUCACCAGCGGGAGAUCCAGAGGAGGCUGGCCGAGCAGCAGGCCCUGCAGGAGGACGUGGAGCAGCACGCUGAGGCUGUUGCAUCAGUGCUCAGUCUGUGCGGCGUGUUGCUGCAGGAUGAAGACGCAGCCGCAGGAACGCAGGCAGAGACCGACUCCCUGCAGGAAACCAGCCACAGCCUGGACCAGCGCUGGACGACCAUCUGCACUUUGGCUCUGGAUCGUAGACUCAGGGUCGAGGAGACGUGGACUCUCUGGUGCAAAUUCCUCAACGACUACUCUUGCUUUGAGGACUGGCUUAAGAUCGCUGAGACAACUGCUGCCAACCCCAACUCUGCAGAUGUUCCCUUCACGCUCGCCAAAGAGGAACUUGUGAAGUUUGAGGGCAUCCAGAGGCAAGUGAACGAACGUUUGACCCAGUUGGAAAUUCUCAACAACCAGUAUCGCCGCCUGGCCCGGGAGAGCCGAACCGACAGAGCCGGCCAGCUCCAGGCCAUGGUCCGGGAGGGGAACCGGCGCUGGGACCUGCUGCACCGCCGGGUGACCUCCAUCCUCCGCAGACUCAGGCAUUUUACCGGCCAGCGGGAGGAGUUUGAAGGCACCAGAAAGAGCAUGCUGGUGUGGCUGACGGAGCUGGACCUGCAGCUCACCAACGUGGAGCACUUUUCAGAGAGCGACGUCCAUCACAAGAUACAGCAGCUCAACAGUUUCCAGAAGGAGAUCACGCUGAACACGGAGCGCAUCGACGGCCUGAUCGUGUUCGGAGAGGGUCUGAUCAAGAAAAGUUCACCUCAGGAUGCAGAGUUGAUCGAGGACGAGCUGGAGGAGCUCCACUCGUACUGCCAGGAGGUUUUCAGCAGGCUGGUCCGUUUCCACCAGCGCCUGAGCCGGCAUGUGAAGAUCAGACAGGAGCCAGAGCCUUCUGGGGUCACGUUCUCCUUAGAAUCAAGCUUGGAGCUGAUUGGUCGACCCUGGCUAGGGCGGAGUCAAGGGAGCCUCCCAGCCACGCCCACCCAUCUGCUGACUUCCCCACUGGAGCGGUCGGGCAGGGAGACGCCAGUGAGUGUGGAUUCCUUACCUCUGGAGUGGGACCACACUGGGGAUGUGGGCUCAUCCUCACAUGAAGAUGAUGAGGAUGAUGAAGAAGAGGGGCCAGCUUACUUCACUGCACUAUCAGGCGGGUCUCCUCAGGUUCUUCAGUGUCCAGGUUGGCAAACAUCUGGAGAACAGGAGCUGGACGCUGAGGACCAUGGCGUGACCACGCCCACCCUCAGCAGCACUCCUCUGAAGCCGGCUUAUCUGCGCCUCACCUCUCAGUGCAGCGGCAGCAUCCAGAACCUGAAGAGAGUGUCGCUGAUCCUGGAUGACGAGGAGCAGCUGGAGGAGUUUGGGCUGACGGGACUCGCACCUUCAGACCAGCAGUCGGCAGGUGUGAUCGAGCGCUGGGAGCUUGUCAGGGCUCAGUCCAGGCAGCAGGCCGGUCCUCAGGAGCCUCAGCAACUCACCUCUGAUCUGGAUGACAUCACUUCCUGGUUGGAGGCCGUGAUUCCUGAGCUGGAGCUCCUCCAGCAGUCCGACCCAGCAGCCAGUAUCUCUGACAUGGAAGAUAGAGCCAAAGAAAUCAAAGAGAUGCAGAAGAUGUUCGCCCACUACAAGUCCACCAUGCUGUCCCUCAACCUGCAGGCUGAGGAAGCUCCUGACAGACUGAUGGCGGUGAACAGAGAGUGGAGCAGAGCCAGCACAGCGCUGCAGCAAUGGGACUGCAGUCUGAGGAAGACUCUGAUGCGCUGCCAGGAGUUCCACGAAAGCUUGCACUCUCUGCUGCUGUGGCUGCCUCAUGGGGAGAGCAGACGCUACACGGUGGACAUCAACCACCCAGGAACGACGGCCGGAGCCCUGGGGCGCCAUUACAGCACGCUCAGCGAGCUGCAGGAGGAGCUGCGGGUCAGGCAGACCCAGCAGGCCGCCUUGCAGGCUUUGUGGUCUCAGCUCCAGCCUGAAGACGGUCUUGAGGGGAGAGAAGACACCCAGCAGAAGCUCCAUGUGACGGGGAGCAAGCUGCAGCUGCUCCAGAGGCAGGUGGAGGAGGACCUCUGCGCCUUACGCCAGCAUCUGGACUCUGCGGCAGUGGCGGUCCAGAGCGGCGGCGGCGGAGGUGUAGAAGCAUCCCCAGAUGACAGGCGUUCAGAGAAACAACUGUCCUCUCAGAGGAGGCCGUCUCCACCUCGCUCCUUCUUCCUCCGGGUCCUGCGGGCCGCCUUCCCGCUGCAGCUCCUGCUGCUGCUCCUCCUGCUGCUGCCCUGUUUGAUUCCUCUGUCUGAAGGGGAGCCCGGCUGUACGCUGACCAACAACUUCGCCCGCUCCUUCUACCCCAUGUUACACUACACCAACGGACCUCCACCCACCUAAGUGCACUCUCUCCAUACUGGUUCUCCACAGGAAAACAAUGUAUUCAGAUUUUAAUACUCCCAUCAGGUUUUGAUCUAUUUAAAAGCGUUCCCAGGGGUUUAAGCAUCCCAGCCCCCCUUCCGUCACUUUUCUGAGAGCUUGCAGCUUAUCUUUCUUUCUACGUCACAGCUGCAACCUUUUUUCGAACUGCGUUGUUUUAUCAGUUCCAAUGAAGAAAUACCCAGAAAUGCCACUUUGAACUUAAUUAUCUUUAUCUUUGUCCUCCAUCAUCAGGAAAAUGCCACAAGAACAAGUUCAAAACACCACAAACAUCAUUUUUGUUUGAGUGGGUCUUUAAGGACAUUUGACUCAAACAUGGGUGAACAGCCAAAAAUCUUUUUCCGUAUUUCUAACCCAAAUGUGUUUCAAUGAAUAUAAUUCUAAAGCGUGAGGGUUAGAACCCAACAGGAUCUAAAAAGGCUUUCCACUUCAGUUCUGACAUACAAACAAAAUCUAAGAACAAUCUAAGACACACUGAAGAACAUUUCACAAACUGAUUCCACUAAAAUGCUGUUUAUUUUCCUGCAAUAAAGGAACAUGACAUAUUCAUUUAACAAGAAUUAUAAUAAAACUUAAGUGACUUAGCUGUUCGUACGCUAUGAUCACACCAGGCACGUGUUGCGUGUUCAAGGAACUGCAAUGAUUAAUUUUGUCCUUCAUGAUCAAUUUUCAAACAGUUGAAACUUCCAUGAAGGAACAGGGAGGCUGACCAUACUGCACUACCAAAUCUGAGUCCCUGAUUGGUCAGAGUUCAACUGGUUUAACUUUCACUGUGCGUUUUGUACGUACAGCCCAAAAACGGACUGAAAAACCUCCGUAGCGACAUGUGAACACAAGAGUCUUAAACGCAGAAACAUGCAUAUGUGUUCAUUUACAUAGACUUUUCAUUGAAAGUGGUCGCUUGAACGCACGUUGGCGAGCCCGCUGUGAACGUAGCACUACAGUAAUCAGGUGCUAAUAAAGAUUUGAUUAAAGAACUUUGAUUAAUCCAAUGCUCUUUUUAGUCAUUUCUCAUGGAAAAUGAAAAGUAUUUCUGGUUGAGUUGGCCGGCCAAUUACAGAAGAAUAAAUA
Messenger RNA from Oryzias latipes (Japanese medaka), 7965 nucleotides. The record is from RefSeq and is a predicted model, not a curated record. NCBI's taxonomy places the organism in Eukaryota, Metazoa, Chordata, Actinopteri, Beloniformes, Adrianichthyidae.